Etheostoma cragini (Arkansas darter) is the source of this 1236-nucleotide messenger RNA. Its product is annotated as claudin-4-like. Bases 438 to 1073 code for a protein of 211 amino acids. The record is from RefSeq and is a predicted model, not a curated record. Gene Ontology annotation, biological process: bicellular tight junction assembly; cell adhesion. Gene Ontology annotation, cellular component: bicellular tight junction; plasma membrane. Gene Ontology annotation, molecular function: structural molecule activity. The transcript has 3 exons. Lineage: Eukaryota; Metazoa; Chordata; Actinopteri; Perciformes; Percidae.
UACAGUGCUUUGUAUGAAUUGUGAAGUUGCUGCAUUAUUACCAUGUUUACAAUAUGGGAAUCUUUUAAAAAUAUGGGACUAGGUUUGGGCUACUUUGAUGUCUGUCAGGACCUGCACAUCAAGACUAAUCUCACCCUAAAACCGUCUCUCCUCAGAUUCUUAAUUGUGGAAAUUCCUUCCUGCCUCCUUGCGUGUGGAACCCAAUCUCCAUAGCCAGGCCGAGAGGAAUCACUUGCCAUAGUGUUUGCCUUUUCCCCAACAUCGUCCUCCUGAUAUCUUUUCAUUGCUGUGGAAAACUGUCCAUGAACCAAGUGGGACUCUUGGACUGCAGAGUGCCCAUUUUUCUCCCAAGACAACCAACAGGAGUAGACUGCAACCCAUCAGCCUUUAAGGACUGACAUCAGUACAAGGGUGUGAGAGAGUCUGCACAGAGUCCCAUGGCUGUGCAGGAGCUGGGCAUCAGCCUGUCCAUGAUCGGCGUCGCCGGGACCAUCCUGAUCUGCGCUCUGCCCAUGUGGAAGGUGACAGCCUUUAUCGGCACCCAUCUGGUGGUCAUGCAGGUGUUCUGGGAAGGUCUUUGGAUGACCUGUGUCAGUGAGUACACAGGUCAGAUGCAGUGUAAGCUCUAUGAUGCCUUGCUGGAUUUGUCACCCGACCUCCAAGCGGCCCGCGGCCUCAUCUGCAUCGGCGUGGUGCUGGGAUGUUUGGGAUUCCUCAUCUUCCUUCUGGGAGCCCGCUGCACCAACUGCCUGAGCCACCCGAGGAUCAAAGCUCGGGUGGUGGUGAGCUCAGGGGCCAUCUUCUGCCUGGCAGCGCUCGCCACCAUCGUUGCUGUUUCCUGGACGGCCAACUCCAUCAUCAACGACUUCCACAACCCACGCGUCCCUGAGGUGCUGAAGAGGGAGCUCGGAGCAGCCAUAUAUAUCGGCUUUGUGACGUCUGGGCUGCUGUUCUGUGGGGGGGCCAUUCUGUGCACAAGCUGUCCACCGCAGAGGGCCAGGUUCCCUUCCAGUGGGUACACACCGGCCAGGACAAACACACACGGCAGCUAUGCCAUCAAGAACUAUGUGUGAGGUUAGGGCUGAACAGGCCGAUGGAAUUAGACCAUAGAUAUAAAAAAACAUAGCAUGUUUAUUAAUAUGAACAUGUUGUAAUUUGACACUAGAUUUGCCUUAUCCAUAGUUUUUUUCUUCAUAAAAUUCUGUCCACAAUGGUGGUCAUACCAACCAUUUGCCA